AUGGGAGAUGAGCCUUUCGAGAAGAAAGUCAACUCAGGCGUCGUAAUGUCUGAGCGUUCGAGUUUCCUCGAUUUCAGAUGCACCAGUCAUUCAAGUGAAAAGGCAAAAACCGAUUCAGCUGAAGAAAUACCUCACCUAACCAAUAGCUCUCAAGGAUCCGAUACUAAUCUGUUUAAGAACCCCAAGCAUGCUGCAUCCUUGAUUAGAUGGAAGGACUACAAUGAUAUAUAUCCAGCAUUGGGCGCGUACGGUAGACCCUCGAUCAUCUACCCAACGAAAUACUGCUGUGUUUUCGGUACAACGAGGGGCCCGAUUCUGAUCUUCAGCGUAAAGCAGAUUUUGCUCAGCAAGCUAAUCCCGCAGAUUGCGAUGAGCAAUGCUGAAAAUGACUAUAUACACUCAGAGGUAAGUCACAUAGCGGUGAGCGCAGAUGGUACGCACCUGACGGCCGCAUACAAGAGUGGGGACGUUUUCAUUUGGAAUUUGAAUGCAUCGGAAAGCAGUAGUUCGCCAUCUUCAAUAUCUAGCGUCAUUACCGAACCUCUGAGGGCUAUACUUCAUAUAACAAAUCACUGUGGUAAGGGGAUUAAUGGUAUUGGCUUUGUUGGUGGUAGACACACAGCUUUGGUUGUUAGCGACGACUCCGGCCAGAUAUUGUUGCACAAUGGGUUCCGAUCUCGUCUUUGGUCCUUGACUUAUAGCUCACGUACCAUCGCAAAAUUUUCUACAGGCCAGCUACUCCGCUCAGAAUUGGGACCCUACGAGACGGGAAAAAACUAUUCGCAACUGAUCGCCGUGGUGACGAGGACUAAUAUGGGAAUUAUUUGCUUAGAUCCCAAGCCUGUCACUCUCUUUGUGGAGGAUAUUGCGGCCAAGACCUCAGGUAUCCCCUUGACCAAUUCUUGCCUCUCAUGGUCCAAGAAUGGUUGCCUGGUUGCGCUUUCCUUGAAUAGCAGUCUGUACACGUUUAUGUUCAGCUCUUCCCGUCCAUUUGCCUUAUUGGGAAAGGGCGCUUCUGCAACUAACGGAGCUAUCAUCUCAUUACAAUGGAUAAAUGAUCAAGCUCUGGGCAUUAUGACAGUUUCUCACCAGCUAUUGAUGGUUGACAUCACACGCGAUUGUUUGCCAGUAAUGGAUUUGGACCUUCUGAUGUAUGAUCUACUCAUUCCACCAGAUAAACAUGUGGCCGUACGCGAUACUGAAAUUUAUGCUCUUACGCACUAUAAUCUUAAGAUAGGGAAGUUUGCAACAUGGAUGGAUGUGACCUUGCAUCGUGUUCAGAACGCAGACUACAUCGGUGCAUUAAACUUCUUCGAAACGCUACUUAAAUUACGGUCACCUCUGGCGGAGCUGAUAAAGCUGGAAAGCGAACAAACAAAAAGAGAAGACCAACUAGGACAAUUGUUUUUCAAUCUAGCGUUGGCAGCAUUGCGAUUUAUUUUCGAGAAUUCCAAUGUCGACUAUGAUGACCUCUACCAGCUUUUUUCGACUGUUCUACGCAUCAUAGGCUUGUUUGAGGAUAAAUUCGUUCGUUCCACUUAUUUUGAUUCUUUCAUUGAGCAGUCUUUGGAAUAUUUCAACAAAGAAAAUGUGGAAGUACUCUAUGAAGUUUUGGUUAAUUACGUAACUGCUGGCCUGCUAAGUUCCUUGCCUCCAGUUGUCUUUAAAGAUAUGCUAGAAUUCUAUGCGAAGCGAAAACGGACCGCUAUUGUGGAGGAGCUGAUUAUGAUGCUCAAUCCAAAUAGGUUGGAUAUUGACUUCGCGGUCAAAAUCUGCAAAGAAUAUGGGCUCUUCGAUGUGCUUGUUUACAUUUGGACGAAAAUAUUCGGUGACCAUAUGACUCCCCUUGUUGACGCUUUAUGCAAGAUAAGCGAGAUGCCCGAAGAAUCCAGUUUAUUCAACAAUGUGCCUGUUGAUGAAACGGAGAAAAUUUAUGAUUAUCUGUCUUUCACGCUGACAGGGCGACAAUAUCCUGAUGGGACGCCGAUUAAUUCAAGGCAAUUAGAACUUGAGGCGAAAACUGACCUCUAUCAAGUGAUUUUCAAUGGCUCAUGCGUGGAAUGGCCUCCAGGCAGUUCACAAAAGUUGCGCACAAAGAGAGAGCAAUCGGACGAACCAGCUUUUCCGUAUUUUAACUUACUUCUAGGCUACAACCCCUUGAGAUGUCUAGCAACAUUCAAUGAAGCUUUUGAAGACUCUUGUCUCAAUAGCAGCGAAGUAAAUGUCAACGAGGAAGAACAAAAACUGCCUGUUACUCGUCAAACUAUCAUAUACAUUAUGUUAGAUAUGAUGCGGAAGAAAAAGAAGGGCAGCAGUCCAGAAGCAACGUUAUUGGCAAUAUUCAUCUCCACGAAUGCUUUUAAGUACCCUCAGUUCAUUCGUCUCAAUAAGCAAGACUUCGAAAAUCUUAUAGAUGUUCUUUGCCAAUCUGAGCAGCCAAGCUUGGACGCAGAUAAACAAAGAGCCUUGGAAUCGAUUCUUGCUCUUUAUGCGCCAACAAAUGUGAACCAAUUUAUAAAGAAGUUGGAAGAAAAGAAGUUCACAAGAGUUUUAUUCAAUGUUUACAUCAAAGCAAGAAAAUUUGUCGACCUAUUCCGACUAACAAUAAGAUCUGAAGAUGCUAGUCGGGAUUUUGGUAUGAACAUGGCCUCAAUUACCCAACUUGUUUUGAAAGAAACUAAAGAAGACCCGGUAGCACAUUCAUCAAUCAGUGAAAUAAUCGAAGAUAAAUUUACUCUGUUAUUAAGGAGGUUGGGGCCCAAGAAAGCCGCUUUACUUUUUGAAGGAUUCGAUUAUCAACUGCAUUAUUGCGUGACGUCUGUAAUGGAUAAGGAUGUGCAAUUAGAGUACUUGGAUCAGGCAUUCAAAGUUUCGUCAUCGCCUCAAUCUGACCAAGGAAUCAAGAAACUAUACAUUGAGCUAACAAUUCAUCAGAAAAACAAGGAAAAGGUACUUUCCUGGCUACACAACGUUGAUUUGAAAAGUGUAGACGCCCAGCACAUUCUCAGUCUGCUCAUCGCUGACCAAAAGCACGAAGAGGCCUAUGUGAUGCAUUACCGUUUGGGAAUGUUCAGCUCUGUGGUCGAUGAUAUGCUUUUCUGUAUUGAAGAAUGGUUUCAGAACAAUAACGGACGCUUUGAAACACUCGAUAAAUAUCUAACGGCAGCAGUUGAUGCCGCCAAUUCUUCCAAGCAAGACAAGAAGCUCAACUGGACGAAGCUCACAGCCUGCUUUUUCAAUCUCUUCGGAAGCUAUGCUGCCGAUGCGAGUAAAAGGAAGGCUUGCAAACAUGCUUUGCAAAAGCUAUUCAUUAAGUUGGCUGUGUCAGACAAUUCUGUCAAGGAGCAAGAGUCUGGAAAAGCGGAGAACAUUCUAACGAACGUUUUAGAGCAUCAGGACAUUAUCAUGAAAAGAAUACAAGAUUUGAAGGAAUUACUGCUUGAUAUAUUUGCGGCUUACAACAUCGAGCAGCAUAUCUCGAAGCUGAUAUUGAAGAUCUUGCAGAGUUCUUCCACAAGCAUGAUAUAUUACUAUAAAGAUCACGUCCAGAACGGACAGUCAAUUUGCAAUCACGAAUGUGUGAUCUGUGGAAGGAAAAUUUGGGGUUUGGGUCUUGAUACUAAGGUGUUUGAAAUGUGGGAGACAGCAAGCAGCAAGUAUGCAAAUUCAUUAGAUAUGGGAGGCACGGCGAUCGUUUUGUUUUUUUGCCGCCAUUCAUUUCACAGAGAAUGCUUAGAAAAUUUGGGGCAGCAUGCAGAGGCCUACUUUUGCUUGACUUGCAAUAAGAAGGACAAAAAUUCUGGAUGA
This is a messenger RNA of Torulaspora globosa, 3807 nucleotides long. RefSeq names its product CORVET complex membrane-binding subunit VPS8 (gene VPS8). Gene Ontology annotation, biological process: protein targeting to vacuole; endosomal vesicle fusion. The coding region runs from base 1 to 3807 and encodes 1268 amino acids. Gene Ontology annotation, molecular function: protein binding. NCBI's taxonomy places the organism in Eukaryota, Fungi, Ascomycota, Saccharomycetes, Saccharomycetales, Saccharomycetaceae. The transcript has a single exon. Gene Ontology annotation, cellular component: late endosome; HOPS complex. The record is from RefSeq and is a predicted model, not a curated record.